AUGUAUAGCUCCAAAAGAGGCUACCCGACAGUCCAUUCCGAUCCCAACAUCUCCUCCUCUUACACCACCGCCGCCACCGCCGCCGCGCACGAUGAAUUCGCCGCCAGGAACAGCUGCGUCUCCUCCUUCGAUCGCGCCGGCGCCACCGCCGAAGGCUCUCCGAUGACGACGUCCCCAUGGAACCAGACCUCCCCCUUCGCCAAAUCCCCAUGGUCAAAUUAUUCUCCGGCGAAUCUCCCGCCGACAGGCCUCAUCGGAAGCCUUGUCCGAGAAGAAGGCCACAUUUAUUCCCUGGCCGUUAACGAGAAGCUUCUCUACACAGGCUCCGACAGCAAGAACAUUCGUGUGUGGAAGAAGAUGGAGGAAUUCUCGGCGUUUAAAUCCAAUAGCGGGCUGGUGAAGGCGAUUGUGAUUUCCGGCGACCGGAUAUUCACCGGACAUCAGGACGGGAAGAUUAGGGUUUGGAAAGUGAGUUCCGCGGCCGGCGGGGUGCACAAGCGCGUGGGGACAAUGCCGACGUUUUAUGAUAUACUGAAAGCGUCGAUCAGGCCGAGGAAUUACGUGGAGGUCACGCGCCGCCGCAGCGCGGUGUGGAUUAGACACGCCGAUGCUGUUUCGUGCCUGAGCAUGAAUCGGGAGACGGGGCUGCUUUACUCGGCGUCGUGGGACACCACGUUUAAGGUUUGGAGAGUGGAGACGUCGAAAUGCAUCGAGUCGGUGGCGGCGCAUGACGACGCCGUCAAUUCCGUCGUCGCCGCCUCCGACGGGAUAGUGUACAGCGGCUCCGCCGACGGCACCGUCAAGGUCUGGAAACGGGAGCAGAACGGCAAGAUUGUGCGCCACGCGCUGACGCACACUCUCCUCAGCCAGGAAUACGCCGUCACGGCGCUGGCCGUCGGCGCCGCCGGCGCCGUCGUCUACUGCGGCUCCUCCGACGGGCUCGUCAAUUUCUGGCUCCGUGAGAAGCACCAGCUCUCGCACGGCGGCGUCCUCCGCGGCCACAAGCUGGCGGUGCUCUGCCUGGCGGCGGCCGGAAAUAAUUUGGUGUUCACCGGCUCCGCCGACAAGACGAUAUGCUCGUGGCGGCGGGACGGCGCUGUGCACACGUGUCUGUCGGUGCUAACGGGGCACACCGGGCCGGUGAAGUGCCUGGCGGUGGAGGCGGAGUCGCCGGCGGCCGGCGGCGGGGAUAAUAAGUGGGUGGUGUACAGUGGAAGUUUGGAUAAGUCGGUGAAGGUGUGGAGCGUGGCUGAAACGACGCCGUAUUGGCCCGGAGAUUAUAGUUGGGACUCCGUUCCGUCUGCAAACCACUGAUCUAUCCAACACUUUAGACAGUUUAGUUGUUAGUAUUAAUUAUUAUU
Molecule: messenger RNA, 1361 nt
Organism: Andrographis paniculata
Lineage: Eukaryota; Viridiplantae; Streptophyta; Magnoliopsida; Lamiales; Acanthaceae
Product: protein JINGUBANG-like
Exons: 2
Coding region: 1-1314 (437 amino acids)
Molecular function (GO): protein binding
Source: RefSeq, a predicted model, not a curated record